AUGGAAAUAGAACGGGUGCGUGGAGAGAACCUACGAAUUUGGGGUCAAAGUGGACCACUCUACGAGUCUACCAAGCAGCUUAUAGCAAGCCAAAGUACGAAUGCGGCCAGGAUUUGGAACAACACUCAACAGGCGAUCUACAAGAGAACCGAGCGACUUCAGGAGGCCAAGGACACAGUGGAUGAGCAUCAGCGAAAGGUGAGUGCUCGCCUGGAGAUAUUCUUCGGGAGUCAGUACAGCGCCGAGUGGCGUGCGUGCUCCAAGAAGUACGAACUCCAGGUGGCCCACUUCAAUCGGGAGCUGGUGGAUAAGUACAGCAUCUGCCGCAAUUCCCUGGAUCACAUCAUGGGCCAUUUCCAGCAGGAAAUCGUCCAGGAAGUCGAGUUCCUACGCAGGGCUUCCCUGGAGAUCGCCGAGUUGUCGAAGACCUGCCGCACUUGGCAACUCAAGCAGUCCGGUUUCAAUCACGCCGGAGUCUUGUUCUGCACGGUUGCCGGAAUCGGAAGGAUCAAUCAGCGAAUGACCGGCUGCCUGGAGCUUUGCGAUGACAUCCUGCUGGAGAUGUCCAUGGAGGAUCUGGACACACCAAGUUGCCUUUUCUACCAUCAACUGAAGAUGGAGUUUGACGAGGUCUUUGCCCAGAUUGAGUUGUGUGCGGUGAACUGAGAGGAGGAAAUAAAGUUAAAUGCAAAAUAUUAGGCGCUUACCUUUUUUCUGUAGCCCCCUCCCUUUGAUAGACCAUUCAUGAAAUGCUCCCAGGGAAUUUAAAUUUGUUUACUGAUACCUUGCCCCGUGGAGUGUUAAAUAUAGCGUAAUAUACGCGAUAAGCCGCGAUUAUCGCAUCCUAAUCAACCUGUGGCCACUUGAGGAAAUCCAAGUGUGGUAUCAGCGAUAGUGUUUUAUUAGCCAUAC
This is a messenger RNA of Drosophila takahashii, 912 nucleotides long. RefSeq lists its product as uncharacterized. Lineage: Eukaryota; Metazoa; Arthropoda; Insecta; Diptera; Drosophilidae. The record is from RefSeq and is a predicted model, not a curated record.